AUGGAGCGGCCCUACUGGAGGAGCUCGGCUUGGGGAGGGAAGGCCCCGCGGAAGAAGCGGCGUUCGUCCCCGCUGCCCGGCGAGCUGCCCACCGCGGGGCGCUCCGGGGCGGCGCAGUGCCGGCGGCGGCUGUUCGGCAGCGUGCGGCGCGGGGAGCCGCAGCCCGGCUGCCCAAAGGGAAAAUGUGCUGUGAAAACCUUACCAAAAAUCAAGGAGAAUCUUGAAGUCACCCAAGGGAGCCCCUCCUCCAACCAAAGUUAUAGCACUCAAGUGAAUGUGAAAGAAAUGCCAUUCUUGGGAAAGAAUGAAGAGGAUGUGGAAGGCAGCACGGUACUGCUGAAGGAAUCUCCAGUAAUCAACUUUGAAAGUAAAGAGAGCCUGAAAAACACUGAUGUUACUUCAGGCACAGGGAUGACUCUUCCUACAGGUGUUUCAGAUUUUCUCCUCGAAUGUUUAGAUGCAGAUUCUUCUGCAGAUCGUGACACAGUUGCUACUGACACCACAGAAAGUUUCCCAUCCCCUGAAACGUUAAGAGACGAGGAACGUUCAGGGGCAAGUAAUCCUGACUUCGAGGACUUUGUGAAAUGCAAGAACUCCACUCUUCUGGACUGCAGCAGAGCAGUGGCCAUAGAUAAGAUACUACAGAUCUCAAAUCUUUCACCAAUAUUAGAACCUGUAUUGGAAGAUUGUAAAGACCAGUGCAUAAAAAGAAAGAGACCCAAAUGCAAUUACAGUUCUUCAGAACUGAGUGUUUCAACUACUGUGGCAGGGAAAAAAAUCUGUAAAAUUACAACUGCAAGAGAGAGAACUCCAGCCCUAAAAAGUGGCACGUGCUGUUCUUCACCAGUAGGAGCGGAAAGAAAGCCUGACAGUCGGACUGCUGAACCCAAAAGGCUGAAGAGCAUCAGAAAAGAAGAGUUGUCUGAUCUGUUAGAAGGUAAUGCAUCACCUUGUGGUCGGCUUGAAUCUGCCCCAGCAGAAGCUUCAGCCAAAUCAGUGAAGGUGACAACAGAGGUUCUGCCCUCUGGACAGACAGAUGAUGCAGUGGGCAUGAGACAAAAAAGUGAACACUUGAAAUUCAGUACUUCAGCUCUAAAACCUGUUAAUUACUUUCAAUGGAGUUGUCACGAAGCAGGGUGGUGUACCAAGAGAAUACUGUAGGAACAAUACAGCAAGCAUCUGAUCUGGAAUGCCUCUGUCUUAUCAAAUAAGUUUUGCAACACUGAUCAUGGAGAAGAAUAAGUGUCCUAGAUGUGUCUAUCCUGAUGUGCAUUUCUGGUGAUUAAAACCGAACCAAUCAGUCUU
Molecule: messenger RNA, 1305 nt
Organism: Centrocercus urophasianus (Greater sage-grouse)
Lineage: Eukaryota; Metazoa; Chordata; Aves; Galliformes; Phasianidae
Product: meiosis-specific kinetochore protein-like
Exons: 1
Coding region: 1-1161 (386 amino acids)
Biological process (GO): meiosis I sister chromatid cohesion; male meiosis chromosome segregation; meiotic sister chromatid cohesion, centromeric
Cellular component (GO): kinetochore
Source: RefSeq, a predicted model, not a curated record